Lethenteron reissneri (Far Eastern brook lamprey) is the source of this 1558-nucleotide messenger RNA. RefSeq names its product transmembrane protein 212-like. The record is from RefSeq and is a predicted model, not a curated record. Lineage: Eukaryota; Metazoa; Chordata; Hyperoartia; Petromyzontiformes; Petromyzontidae.
GUGUCCGGGCAGUUGUUUGAGACUCACUGCGUUGCUACGUCUAACAAACACACACGCGCACACGCAGACGCACACGCAGACACACGCAGACACACACACAUAGACACACACACGCAGACACACACACACGCAGACACACACACAUAGACACACACACACAGACACACACACGCAGACACACACACACGCAGACACACACACAUAGACACACACACACAGACACACACACGCAGACACACACACGCAGACACACACACAUAGACACACACACAUAGAGACACACACACGCAGACACACACACACGCAGACACACACACACAGACACACACGCACACACAAACACACAGACACACACACAUAGAGACCCAUCGACCGUCGACUAUCUCACAGCUUCUGGAGGACGACGUCUCUCCCCGCUCGCCUGCCCCGCUGCUCCCCACGAAGUUUCGUGGGAAGAUAUUCCACACGGGACAGGGCUGCGUGUCUCUGUGUGCACGCAUGGCGGUGCUGUGUCCAGGCUGGGCCCUGGUGAGUCUCGGCACGCUGAGUGUCGUCUCGGGAGUCGUCGCUUUCUUCCCGGGACUCAGCCUGCAGACGCAGCAGUUCGUGGCGUGGAGCAGCCGCGUCGCCUGCCCCGUGUGGGCCGGACUCAUGGCUGUGUGCGCUGGCGCUGUGACUGUGAGAUCCGGACUCAGGAAGCGGACUCGCUCACUGGCCGAGGCUUCGUGUGCUCUCUGCGUGCUGAGCGCGGCCUGCAGUGUCCCCCACCUGUCCCUGGCGCUCUGCUCGCUGCUCAUGGGCCCCCUGUGCCGCUACUCGCACGCCGGCGUGGCCGGCACCGCCUACCUGGGCCAGGCCGUGCGCUGGCCAUACCCCUACGCCCUGUGGCAGGAGACGAGGACGUACUGCGUGGAGCCGCUGGGUGCCGAGUGGCAGCACCUGGCGCUGCAGGUUCUGGACGCGACGUUGUCCACCUCCGAGUUUGCGCUCGCACUCGCAGCCUGCGUGGGGCAGGGACGACGCCUGUUCCGCUCGCGGAACAAGGUGCGCAACCACGUGUGGUGAGUAACCACGCGUGGUGAGCGAACAGCGUGGUGAGCGUGGCACCACCACGAGGAGGAGGAGGGGGGGGUGGAGACGCUGGCGCGAGACCCUCCGGACCAACGCUUCAAGUGCUCGUCUCCUGCACGCGUCACCGCUGCUACCCCCCCCAACUCCCCCGUCACACACAGAGACACAGGACACACACACACAGGUACACACACAGACACACACACAGGUACACACACAGACACACACACACAUAGGUACACACACAGACACACACACGCACGUACACACACACGCACAGCUACACACAACAGGUACACACACAUACACACGCAGGUACACACACACACGCACUCAGACACAGGCACACACACACGUACACAUACACAAACAGCUACACACACAGGUACACACACACGCACAGACACACACACACAGACACACACACACAGGCACACACACAGGUACACACACACACACACGCAGGUACACACACACACGCACUCAG